CUGUCGAAAUCCUGAAAUCUAAUUCCCGGCGAGAAGGAGGAGGCUUCGGUGCUGAGACCCAUGCAGCGGCAGCUCCCAUAGUUGGUAUGUUUCAUCCCCGCCAGUGGGAAAGAGAAUAUCAAGAGAGCAAGUAGGUGAGGAGGAGGCGUAGAGUCAUACCUGAGAGAAAAUAGAUUCCAGAAAAGCGAAGCGGAAUCUGCGCGCUUAUUAAUGAAUUAAUCAUAGCUUAUUAAUAAUGAGAGCUGCAGAGAUUCGGAUGACGGUUUCCAUUGGCAGAUGAGACGUAGUGUGGAGAACACGUGUCCAAUUUUUCCCCUCAUAUUUUUUCUUCCCUGAUCUGGAUUUUUCUCACUUGUCAAGACGAGAAAGGAAAAGAUAAAAAAAAAGAAAUUAAAGUAAAGUAAAGAAAAAAUCGCGUGUUUUGAGUGGCGUGGUUGCGCACGGUUUUGCCUCUGAUGGACAUCUUGGCUUGCAGAUCCGAAGAGAACAGUUAUAAUAUCCUCCCCUCUGCGGCAACGAUGCUUUUCCAUGGCCUCCCUGGAGGCGACGUGCACGGCGUGGUGGAAGAAAUGGACCGGAGAGGAAAGAGCGAGUCAGCAGCCAUCAGCUCGGCCAUCGAUAUGGGGGAAUCAGAGACGUCCAUGCCGUGCAUGACCAGCGAGCGCGUGGCCCUGUGCGCGGGCUGCGGCCGGAAGAUCGCGGAUCGCUACUACCUGCUGGCCGUGGACAAGCAGUGGCACAUGCGCUGCCUCAAGUGCUGCGAGUGCAAACUCAACCUGGAGUCCGAGCUCACCUGCUUCAGCAAGGACGGCAGCAUCUACUGCAAGGAGGACUACUACAGAAGAUUUUCGGUGCAGAGAUGCGCUCGGUGCCACCUGGGGAUCUCAGCCUCGGAGAUGGUGAUGCGGGCCCGGGACCUGGUCUACCACCUCAACUGCUUCACCUGCACCACCUGCAGCAAGAUGCUGACCACCGGGGACCACUUUGGCAUGAAGGACAGUCUGGUGUACUGUCGGCUGCACUUUGAGACUCUCAUCCAGGGAGAAUAUCAGACACAUUUUAACCACGCGGACGUGGUGCCGCACAAAGGCCUGGGCCCGGCCAACACGCUCGGACUAUCCUACUUCAACGGCGUGGGGACGGUGCAGAAAGGGCGGCCCAGGAAGAGGAAAAGUCCCGGGCCGGGGGCCGAGCUGGCGGCUUACAACGCAGCGCUGAGCUGCAACGAGAACGACGGCGAGUCGAUGGACCGCGACUCGCAGUACAGCUCCAGCCAGAAGACCAAGCGCAUGCGGACCUCCUUCAAGCACCACCAGCUGAGGACCAUGAAGUCCUACUUCGCCAUCAACCACAACCCAGACGCCAAGGACCUCAAGCAGCUCGCCCAGAAGACCGGCCUCACCAAGCGGGUCUUACAGGUCUGGUUCCAGAACGCUCGGGCCAAGUUCCGGAGGAACCUGCUGCGGCAGGAGAGCACCGGCGUGGACAAGGCGUCCGACGGCUCCACGCUGCAGGGCGGCACGCCGUCGGGCCCCGCCUCCGAGAUCUCCAACGCCUCCAUGAGCCCCUCCAGCACCCCCACCACCCUCACGGACCUGACCAACCCCACCAUGCCCACCGUCACCUCCGUGCUCACCGCCGUGCCCGGCGGCAUGGACGUGCACGAGUGCCGGAGCCCGUCACAGACCACGCUGACCAGCCUCUUCUGAUGAUGACGG
This is a messenger RNA of Salarias fasciatus (jewelled blenny), 1718 nucleotides long. RefSeq names its product LIM homeobox 2b (gene lhx2b). Gene Ontology annotation, molecular function: DNA-binding transcription factor activity, RNA polymerase II-specific; RNA polymerase II transcription regulatory region sequence-specific DNA binding. The record is from RefSeq and is a predicted model, not a curated record. Bases 456 to 1709 code for a protein of 417 amino acids. The transcript has 5 exons. NCBI's taxonomy places the organism in Eukaryota, Metazoa, Chordata, Actinopteri, Blenniiformes, Blenniidae. Gene Ontology annotation, cellular component: nucleus. Gene Ontology annotation, biological process: regulation of transcription by RNA polymerase II; neuron differentiation.